GAGUGUUAGUGACGUGUUGUGGUGGCCAUGUUGAGGGGAAAGUGAAUGGUCUCACAGAUUUCAGUGACUCGCUCAGCAACCCUGCUACCGCUACAUCUGCGGAGACACUAGCAACGUAACAGAAACCUCACUUAAUAUGUUAAACAUGUGGAAAGUGAGAGAACUUACUGAAAAAGUCACCAACAUGGUGAUGAACUACACAGAGGUGGAGGCCAAAGUUCGGGAAGCCACCAAUGAUGAGGCGUGGGGGCCAACAGGUCCCCAGAUGCAAGAAUUGGCACAGUCUACAUUCUACUAUGAACAGUUUCCUGAAGUGAUGGGAAUGUUGUGGAAGAGGAUGUUGCAAGAUAAUCGUGCAGCUUGGCGUCGCACAUACAAGUCUCUCCUCUUGCUCAACUAUUUGGUCCGCAAUGGGUCGGAGAGAGUAGUCACAUCUGCCAGGGAACACAUCUAUGACUUAAGGACUUUAGAGAAUUUCAAGUAUAUGGAUGAACAUGGGAAGGAUCAAGGGCUUAAUAUCAGGGUAAAAGCAAAGGACUUGAUUGAUUUCAUACAGGAUGACAACAGAUUACGAGAAGAACGUAAAAAGGCCAAGAAAAACAAAGACAAAUAUGUUGGCGUCUCCUCAGAGUCCAUGGGCUUCCGAGGCUCCAGUCACAGUGAGUGGGACAACUGGGGAAACAGCAGAAGAAAAGAAGAUUCUGAUUUUGGAACUCGAUUUGAAGACUCUCCAAACAUCAGUGGGGAUGAGAUUGAGGAGUCUGUGGACCCUGUGAAUGAAUAUAGGGAUGAAGAGACCAGCCCCAAGUUUAAUAGCCCGUCCACCAAUCCAGCCAGUACCAUCACCACCACCUCUUCCAAAGCUGCUGCUGCUCAGCCAAACAAAAGAACUUCAAAGCCUUCUAAAAUGGUUGACUUAGGAGCAGCUGCUACAUUUGGAAAGGAUCUGUCUUCUUCACAGCAGGUUACUGUCACUGCCAGUACCACCACCACCUCCACCAUCACCACCAAUAGUAACAACAACAACAACAGCAACAAUAACAACAAUAAUCUUCUUGAUGACAUUUUUGGGAGUGCCACGAGCAACGGCACAACCAGUCCAACUAAACCUCCAAGUGCUGCUGAGGAUGAUUUUGAUCCACGUGCUGGAGAAGACUCCAAGACUGAAUCCAAGAAUGAGUUUGGAAACUUUGCAGCAGCCUUUGACAAUGAGGCUCCAAAGUCCACACUGGAGGGUGACUUUGCAGACUUUUCCUCAUUUUCUCAAGACUCUGUUGGUCCCAGUGGUGGCUCCUCAAAUGCUUCACUCUUGAUGGGAAUGAUGCCAAGCCCUGCUGCCCCUGCUAGCACCACCACUUCUGUUGUUAAUGCACCAAGUGCCCCUGCUAAUAGUAAUACUAUUGACCUCCUACAAGGCUUAUUAGGACCCAGUCACCCUUCUACCCCAACCCCUUCAAGCACACCUAUGAUGUCCCCCCUUGGUGCUAGUGCUGACUUGGGGGGGUUCAAUUCCAGUCUGUCUGGAAUGACUAUCUCACCAUCAACCUGUGCCCCCCUCCAGUCCAUGGCUACCACACCAACUUCAAGAUCAGAAAUCAAGACGGACCAGAAAAAUGAAGGUCUUGGAACUGUAUACAAAAAGGAAAUGAUCAGGUACAAGAAGGAAUGUACAAGUAAGGUGGAUAUUGAAACAAUCCUGAAGAAACAAAGAAAUAUGAUUGAUAGUUUAAGAACUGCACUCGCAAGCACUAAAAUGGACAGUGUUGUGAUGGUAUCAACUCUAGAGAUGAUUUUGAGUUGGCUGCCUGGACAGGUGACUCCCCAACAGUAUGCAGGAAUAGACCCACUAAGUGAAGACAUGAAGGUAUUUUCUAAGCAUUUCUAUGGCUCUACAUUUACAGCAUUAUUGAAUAAUUAUUUGAAUAAUGGAAUCUUGAAAAAAUCUGAAAAACAUAGAAAUUUAUAUUAUGAUUUCAUUAAAGCUGGAUACCUUGAAGAGAGUAUUAGUAUAAUAUUGACUACAAUGCAGAAUGCUGACCAAAGCAAAUUGGAAACUUUGGUUACAUUACUUGCUGAAAUCUUAAAAUCUUUUUGUAUCCAGCAGUUUUUACUAAGACAUUGUUCACAAGCCCGAGAAAAUGAAAAGGAUGCAUUGGACUGUGAGGAAACAGUUAAGCUUCUGAUAUCACUACCAGAGAGAGUUGCCAACAAACUUGAACAUCUAGUCCCUGAGUCUCUCAGGCCCACAACAUACUGUAGAAUCAUGGCUUACCAUGUCUUGCAAGCUGUAUUCUUCAUAGCUGAUGGCCUCAAGCAUGGUAUCUCUGGAACUGUGGCACCUAUUGGCAAACUUGUAGGGAAACUGUGUUAUUUGAGUGAUGCUCAUGCAGUUCUUGAGCCUCUCUCUCGCUGGCUUUCACUCUGGAGCACCAGAAAUCCCAUUAUUAUGAGAAUCUCACAGAAAGUGUAUUUUCAUAUCCCAACUCAAGCUAAAAAGAGGUUUUUGUUAAGCCUUUUGAAGUUGGCUAGAGACUAUAAGACUUUAUAUGUAUUUCUUAGCAAUUAUGAGACAACCUGUCCUCAUACAAAAUAUCACCUGCUAGAAUUUCUUGUUGGAGGAUCCAUUCAGAAUAAUACAGAACCCAUAAUUGAAUAUCUAUCCAAAACACAGAGUAGUCAUGAGGCUAUGAGAUCUGUCUUCUUGAAACUUUUGGAUUUGUGGUGUGAUGAAUAUAUUAUUACUCACUCAUCUUUUGAUCAUCACAUUAAUAUAACCAAAGGACUCUUAAUUUGUCUUAAAUUCCUAACACAAGAGGACAGUGAGAACCUCAGGCAUGAUGCUAUUGAGAAGUUGUUACCAGGUAUUGCUUAUCAUCUUGAAAGUCCUGCUCAAAAAAUGACAUUGGUUGGAAUGAUUGCAGCUGAAGAAAUAACUAAAGUUCUUCAUAAAGAUGGGCCAGCAUUAAAGUUCAAAUACAGAAAUAGUGAUGUUGUGCUGGAACUGAAACAGGUUUUCACUACCAAGAAGAAUCAAGACUCUGAAAAAAUGAAAGAUGAAGAUGAAAAAACUGAUGAAACUGUUUGGAUGAAGGAUUUUAUUAAAGAAUUACAUGGCUUAAAUAUGAUCAGUAGUAAAGAAAAAACAGCAUACUGUGAGGAGGAGGUGGAACAUUCAGUCAUCUUAGAAGACUUCCAAGAUAAAAGUCAGCUGCCUCUUGAAGAAGCUUCUGCAGAGACAAAUUUACUUGAUAACAAAUUAGAAGAGCUAGACAGUGAUGAUGAUGAUGAAUUUCAACCUUAUGACAUGUCUGCAGACUGCCCUCAGAUGAAAGUUUGUGAACCAUCGUACCCACAGGAAGUACUGGCAUAUUUGAUUGAAGGUGAAGUAGAGAAGGUGACAGCAGCCUUGAAAGUUUCUGAGAAAGUUGUCCGCAGGGAAUUAAAGUUGAUGGAUCCAGAAUUAGCACAAGAAAUUACAAAAGUUGUUCUUCAUUUGGAAGAUAAGUAUAAUAUUGAUGGUUUUCAGGAGAAUCGCAUGAACACACUCUCUGCUUUGGUAGUGUCACAUCCCAGCCAGUGUGCCCUAUAUCUUGGCUGUGAAUUUUAUGAACGCAACUAUAAUUUAAAGCAAAGAUUGGAUAUGAUAAACACACUUGGGAGGGCAGCCAUUGAGUUAUCUGGAGGAGAUGCUAAGCCUGAUCACUCAUUGUCUUGCAUCACUUCAGAAAGAAAGAUUAAGAGCAGAUCUCUUGUUAAAAAUGAAAUGAAAAACUUGGCAGGCUGCUUUUUCUUCCCUUUGGUAACAGGUCUUAGAGAAUCCCGACCAUAUCUUGACCUCUUGGGCUCUGAUCGCUUUGUGUUAUGUGAACUCUUGAGGACUCUUGGUCUUAUCAUCAAUGUUACUGGACAGUGUGAGACUUCCCUGAAGAUGGUUGGAUGCUUAUUAGAGUUGACCUGGUCACUGCGCUCACAUACAGACACAGAGAUCCGUUCUGCUUGCCUGGAAGCACUCAUUUCUGGUCUGGAGUCAAUCUCAGAUUCUGUAUUACAGUCUGUUGUGUAUGAGGAAAUGGUUAAUCUAAGGGAAUGGCUGGCACUGUCCAUUCAAGAAGACAGAGAUAAAAAAUGUCUGCUCCUUUCUGUUAAAUUAGCAAUCAGAUUAGAUAAAUGUUUUGCUCAGCAGAUAAAUUCUACUUGAAAUUUCAUUUAGAUUUCCAUUUUUUUUCUUUUAGCUCACAUAGUUUGUUUUAGUGAUUAGUCAUUUGAAGGUAAAAAUAAUUUCAGUGUUAGAUCUUAUUUCUAGGCAUUGCUUUAUAAUUUAGAUUUACAAUUGACU
Messenger RNA from Scylla paramamosain (green mud crab), 4336 nucleotides. It is a transcript of the gene lqfR, whose product is annotated as clathrin interactor 1-like. Gene Ontology annotation, cellular component: endosome; cytosol; clathrin vesicle coat. Gene Ontology annotation, biological process: protein stabilization; endocytosis; telomere maintenance via telomerase. The transcript has 10 exons. NCBI's taxonomy places the organism in Eukaryota, Metazoa, Arthropoda, Malacostraca, Decapoda, Portunidae. Gene Ontology annotation, molecular function: clathrin binding; phospholipid binding; Hsp90 protein binding. The coding region runs from base 137 to 4198 and encodes 1353 amino acids. The record is from RefSeq and is a predicted model, not a curated record.